Tinamus guttatus (white-throated tinamou) is the source of this 678-nucleotide messenger RNA. Lineage: Eukaryota; Metazoa; Chordata; Aves; Tinamiformes; Tinamidae. The record is from RefSeq and is a predicted model, not a curated record.
UCACUUUCGUUUUAAGCACAACCUCCACGUUUGCCUCAGCCAAAUACUUCAGCACUGGAAAGGGGUGAGGAAGAAACUGGCAAAAUGCAAAAUGGCCACGCGGGUCUGAGCAAUGGAAGUGGCAUCCACGGUGGGGGCAAGCACGUGUCGGCGGACAACAGAAAGCUUUCAGCUCCCGUUUCGGAAAAAAUGCACAGAAAAAUCCAUUCUACCUUGUCCGUCAACAGUGACAGCAGCAAGAAGAGCAAAAUAAGCUCUGUGUUUUCUCAAAAGCCAGGUACUUCACCUGAAGAUUGCUGUGUUCACUGCAUCCUGGCCUGCUUGUUCUGUGAAUUUCUCACCCUCUGUAACAUAGUUCUGGGACAAGCAUCCUGUGGCAUCUGCACGUCGGAGGCCUGCUGUUGUUGCUGCGGGGAUGAGAUGGGGGAUGACUGUAACUGCCCCUGUGAUAUGGACUGUGGCAUAAUGGACGCGUGUUGUGAAUCUUCAGAUUGUUUGGAAAUCUGCAUGGAAUGCUGUGGGAUUUGCUUCCCAUCAUGAAAUAUUUAUCCCUUUUUAUUUUAUCCUCUUAACAACUGGAGAGCUUUUCUUUAAAUACUUUUGAAGAAAGACAAGGUAAGAUUAUCACACAGCCCACUGGUAUUGCACUGUUACUUCCUAUACCAAUUUGGUUUUUUU